UGCAGCAUCCUCUAGUGCGCGAACCAUCAUGUGCGUCGUCCGUGUAGUUGUCGUUGUUUUGGUUGGCGGGUGUCGAUUGUUCUAAUUAUAUUCGGCAGUGAUUGUUGUUGUCAAUCGGUGACAUCAGCUAUGUUUCAGUGCAUUAUCCAGCAGCGCAAUGGCUGGAAUAGGAACAGCCCCGAACUGAAGGAUGUUUAUCCAGACAUUCGACUGCAGUUGAACGAGCAGCUGCGAUGCCUGGACGUGCGCAUGGAGACGCAGGUGGCGGUGGUGGGGGAACUGCAGGACUUCUUCCGGCGGCGUGCAGAGGUCGAACUCGACUACAGCAAGAACCUCGACAAGCUGGCCAAGAGUCUGCAGCUCAGGCACAAGGAGCAGAAGCAAAAGAGAGAACAGUGGCCGUUGUUUUCGUCAUAUAGCUGUUGGCAGCAGUUGGUCACACAGACACGGAACCUCAGCAAGGACCAUGCCGCACUUAGCGAGGUCUACUCGACACACCUUGUCAGUCGGCUGGCACAAGUUAUCGAAGAUGUACAAAGGAUAUACAGAAGGUGUCGUGAAAUAGGUUACGAGACUCACGAAGAAAUACUGAGGGUUCUACAUGAGCUGCAUACCACAAUGAAAACCUACCAAGCCUACCAAGGCGAGUGCAGGCAAGCCGAGGCCAAGCUCCGACUUGCUGAGAACCAGAGACUCAAAAUAGAACAAUCCUUGCCCAAGGAGAAGCUGGACCGUUCAAAAAAGUUCAGACUUGUAGAAAAAGAAGUACAAAAGAGAAAAAACAAAUACUUUGACGCCAAGUUGAAAGCACUUAAGGCGCGAAACGAGUACGUGUUGUGCCUGGAGGCGUCGAACACCACACUACACAAGUACUUUGUGGACGACCUGUCCGACCUGAUAGACUGCAUGGACCUGGGCUUCCACGAGUGCAUCUCGCGAGCGCUGAUGAUGCACAUCUCGGCCGAGGAAGGCCACCAGGGCUCCGUGCAGGCCGGCCUCGAUGCGUUGCACUCCAACAUCGCCGCACUCGACUCGCGGCUCGACAAGCAGCGCUUCCUCGAGUUCAACCACUCCGCCUUCAUGAUACCAAAGAAGUUCGAGUUCCAGGGCAAGACCGAUGAGUUCGCAGAGCCCGAACUGCAGAAGCUGUUGUGCGCGGAGAUGGAGACGCGACUGGUGCAGCUGAAGACGCGGCUGACGACGUUGCGCGCCGAGUCUGAGGAGGUGUGGAAGACGCUGGAGACGGCCGAAGCGACGCUGCUCGACAUGCUGACGGCAAAGGACUACGACUGCAGCGGCUACUUUGGCGACAACGCGCUGCCCGCAAGCAAGCCGCCUGAGACUGUUUCCAUCAAGCUGCGUGCCGAUCGACACGAGACCGAGGAGUUCUACCUGACGAAACUGCGCGAAUUCAUGCUGGGUACAAGCCGGAUAGCGAGGCUGGACUCGAAGCACGAGUACAUCAGGCAGCAGCUGCUGGACAUGUCGAGUGGGGUGGAGGUGAUCGGAGGCAGCGGGGGUAUUGGAGGCGGCUCUCAGAGUCCCGGCCUCCUGCAGCCUUCGUCCGCCUCCAAGCCGCCCCGCCGCAAACGUAUCGGCCGCCUCCACAUGAACGGCCAGCCCAAGCUGUUUGGCGGCAGUCUCGAGGAGUACCUAGAGUCGCUCAACCAGGAGAUACCGCUCAUCGUCAAGAGCUGUAUCAGGGUUAUCAAUCUCUACGGACUCCACCAUCAAGGGAUAUUCAGGGUAUCUGGUUCUCAGGUUGAAAUCAACAACUUCAGAGAGGCGUUCGAGAGGGGGGAGGAUCCCCUGGCUGACGUCACUGAUGCGUCAGACAUCAACUCGGUGGCCGGCGUCCUCAAGCUCUAUCUCCGCGAACUCCGAGAGCCUCUCUUCCCAAUCAUCUAUUUUGAACAGUUCAUGGAAUUGGCUCAAUUGGAGUCGAAGCAGGAAUUUGUGAUGCGAAUGAAGGAUCUCGUCCAAAGUUUACCACGUUGUGUAGUUAUAGUCAUGCGUUACCUCUUUGCUUUCCUCAAUCACUUAUCAGAAUACAGUGAUGAGAACAUGAUGGACCCAUACAAUCUAGCGAUAUGUUUCGGACCAACCCUGGUGCCUGUGCCUGAGGACAAGGACCAGGUUCAGUAUCAGAACCAAGUCAACGAACUCAUCAAGAAUAUUAUUCUAUUCAACGACGAAAUCUUCCCAUUGAACGAUUUUGGUGGCACUGUGUAUGAGAAAUACAUAUCGAGAGAGCCCGAUGACAAUGAUGUUGGUGAUUCACCAUCGGACCAUGUGCAAGAGGAUAUGGACUCUGAAGUGUACCCUUCAGAAGAUGAAACUGAAAGCUUAGAAGCUACCGCACAAUUUGAUUUUAUCGCUCGUUCUGAAAGGGAAUUGAGUUUGCGCAAAGGAGAGCACGUGACUCUGUACUCACAGGUGUCCAAUGACUGGUGGAGAGGGAGUGUUAAUGGAAAGGAAGGACUGAUACCCGACAAAUACAUCCUACUAAAAAUGAAGGAUGAGGACAGAGAGAAGAUGGAGCUGUUCAAGUCGAGCUCUUCGGAUGAGUCGAUGCGACGGCGAGCUUCGAGCUCGAAUGACUCUGUGCUGUCGGGGGCGUCGAGCUCGCACUCGCCCCUGCUGGGGGCCACGCCCCCCUGGCCCCCCAUCCUGCCCCCCUCGCACCACUCCGCCUCCGUCGCUUCCACCGUCGCCACUCAGGAGGUGAUGGGAGAACAAUUGCUUGUAAAAGAUGCCACUAGUGAAGAUACUUUAAACAAGGGACCCUCACGUGCGAUGAGCUGCAACAGUCUUGACUCAGGCAAAGAGUCGGCCAGCGACGAGCAGCUCCUGCGAGGCGACGAGUCACUCGACAACUCGAUCCACACCUCCCUCGGUUCGGUCGAGGAGUUCGCAGCCGGCCAGAGGACAGUCGUCGACAUGGAGAAGAAGAAGACGCACUGGAAGAGUCAGAGUGUGGGCGAGGUGGGUAACGGGGUGAGCGAAGCACCCACCAACUUCAGCCAGAACAGGGAGCUGUGGCAGAGGAGAGCCGCCUCUCAGACUCAUCUGCAGCACCAGCAUCUGCAAGUGCAUGGUUCGCAGAAGGAGGGCGAGCCAGAGGUCACGCACAAGGAUAUCCCGUUGCCGGUGUUUCAGCAAGCGGCCACAGAUGAGUCGGCUGCCGGCCGCGAUCUGCGACAAACGCCCGACCUCGUCAUGGACCUGCCUCUAGUCAGCGGCACACCCGACUCCACCGCCGCCGAAAAGACGGGCGCCGAAAGUCCCACCGGACCCGAAAGUCCCGACAUGACCACGGCCGCCGAACGCUUCGCCAAACAGAAUCAGUGCACUCUCAAGAAGAACACCAAACAGAAGGACUCGAAACCUGAACAGACACCUCCUCCCCUCCAGCCUAAGCCCCCACUCCUCAAGGCCAAGCCUCAGCUGAUGCGCAAGCCCGUCCUCCCCCACCCCUCCGCGCAGGUCUCCCCCCAACUCAUCAGACGCGACACCACCAACUCCUGACUCAACCAUCCCAUGCCAAAACAACCUUCUCAACAAUAACAAACAUGCCUUGCGUCGUCUACCUUUAUUUCUACUAUUUAGUACUCUAAGGCCUGGUUCCACAAAAGCAACCUUCAAAUUUCAAUCGUGAUUAAUUUCAAUAGAACCAAUCAAAGAAGCUUUCUUUUCGAAAACGCCUCCUCUGAUUGGUUCUCGUGAAAUAAAUCACGAUUAAAAUAUAACCGACUUUUGUGAAACCGGCAUUAAGGCUCGGCUUCUAGGACACUUAGGUCUUGUUGCACAAAAACCUGUUAAAUUUUAAUCAUGAUUGAAUGUCAUGAGACACAAUCAGAGGCAGUUGUUUUGGAUAGAAGACUUCUCUGAUUGGUUCUCGUGGCAUUUAAUCGCGGUUAAAAUUUAACAGGCUUUUGUGCAAUCGAGCCUUAUCAAAUAUAAUGGACCUACAAAUCUCCGUUAAAUCCAUAGGUUUAAAGAUCUAUCAAAAUUGUCCUAAGGAUUUUAUGUGUACGGUAAUUAGGCCCGGAUUGGGCCUAAUACUAUUUUUACCUGUAAGUAGCUCGGGCACAUUAAUGAUUACAUAGAUUUACUACUACCCUUUUUUACAUUUCAUUUGCGUCUAUAAUGAAAUAUAAAAAAGGGUAGGUCUACUAGUAAACUAUUUAAUUAAACCUAGAAGUAGCCCUGUAAAUGAGCUCGAGUACAUAUUUUUGAGUGACGACAGUGUUUGGUAAAGACUGAUUAAAACUUCUAUCUACGGUUGUGAACCAAACCUGAACAACGUUAAUAUUCUUCCAAGGUGCUGUCUGAAAUGUUUUUCGAUACUCUUCUAUCUCCUAGAAUGAAAAAUAAUAUUAAGUAUUUUUUUUAUUUUUUGAUGGAAUUUACUUGUCUGUUAUCGAUGUCACGAUCAUGGGUUUCAUUACCAAUCAGUCGGCACGUCCUUGUGUCGGCAAGUUCGUGUCAAGUCAUAUACUUAUGUGGGCAUCAUCAUCAGUUGUAUCUUGGAAUCAUAUAGUUCUAAUUUUAGAAACUAUACUUAUAUCCUAAUGAUUCCUUCAAACUCACUUUAACAAGGAUAAUAACAGUGCCAAGCCGUCAUUUUUUCUCAAAGUAUUAAUUUAAUUCGUUACAUUAAAAUAUUAUGGAAUAACGUUUGGGCAGCACCAUAUAAAUUAUCUCAGAAUAACUUAUUACACAUCAUACUUAGAUACCGUGGUUUGCAGUUCUAUAUUUUCAAUAAUAAUCUUUUUAUAUCUAUCGAAUACAAUAUAUAUUGUGGUUAUGAAUUUUAUAGCUGAUACUCAAAAUAAUUAUUAUUUAUCAUUACAUUUAUGUGUACGGUACUUAUAAUAAGGGUUGUGUGACCAUUUUUCUCAAUAAUAUACUAUUGAUGUCGAAUUAUAUUGGUAAUAAAUGUGAUUUCUCCUGGUAAAACUAAUGCUAUAAAACGUUUGGACCCCUCCUGAGUAAUUAGAUACCCUUUGCUCUCCCUCUAAAAAACUGUACAGUAUUAUUAUAACAUCAACCCCUGAAGGUAAAAAGUGUUGAUAUUUUUUAUCAAAAUUAAUACAAAGCUUACAAAAGACUGAUUAUUUUGUCUAUAGAUUUUUGUAUACUAUGAGUGGUAUGACUGUAUUUUAUAUUGAAGUUUCUUACAAUUAGAAUAGUAAAUUAUCAAAAUACUAAUAUUAUUGUCUAUGUAAUAUCCAACGAAUGUAAUUUUUAAGAUGUGAGUUCUAAUUAAUGGGUUCCUUGUAUGAACUUAUGUUGGAGAAUGAAUGAUUUUUAUUGUUGAGUGAUCUGAAUAUUCGCAUCAUUGUUACAUCUAGUUUAUACUAUGAUAUCACGUUUCUUGGUGUUCAAAUUUUAAUGAUUAAUUUUCCAUUGUAUGAUACGAUAAAUUUUUGCAAUUAAGAAGCACACCAAAUAAUGUAUAGAUGUGAAACAAU
This is a messenger RNA of Nilaparvata lugens (brown planthopper), 5477 nucleotides long. RefSeq names its product SLIT-ROBO Rho GTPase-activating protein 1. NCBI's taxonomy places the organism in Eukaryota, Metazoa, Arthropoda, Insecta, Hemiptera, Delphacidae. The transcript is spliced from 15 exons. Gene Ontology annotation, molecular function: protein binding. Bases 130 to 3528 code for a protein of 1132 amino acids. Gene Ontology annotation, cellular component: cytoplasm. Gene Ontology annotation, biological process: negative regulation of cell migration; signal transduction. The record is from RefSeq and is a predicted model, not a curated record.